CCAUAAUAUUUUUCUGCAUCUGUUUGCUUUGACUGAGUAGGUGUUUUGUUAUUAUUGUGUAUAUGAGAUGUACUUGUAUUGUUCAUAAUAUAUAUUUUUUAUUAUGUGUAGAAAGAUUUUAAAAACCUAACUAACGUGCAGCAAUUUCCAGUGAACCUGUACUUGGAUAUCAGGUAGUGAGUGAGUCUAUUUGUGGUCACUAGCACUGUCUCCUAAACUUGUAAGAGGUCUGAAGCUAUCCUUUGAUUUUUGCCAGUGCUAUUAACUUAUGUAGACCUGUUUAAAAGCGAAGCAACACCAUUAUAGUUAUCCUACUGAGCCAUGGAUUCUGAGUUUCAUUUCAAAAGUGAAAGCCAAGUUGGUGUAUGUAAAGGAUUUCCAUGUAGCUGUGGUGCUAGUUAUUACUGGCUACAUUAUAUGCUAAGUGUAUUUGUGUUCCCAAGUGUACAAGCCUUCUGUCAAAAGUAUGUUCUAUUAUCACUCAUAUUCAAAGUGUAGGGUAUGAAAACGCAGGCUUAGGAGAGCACUUUACCAAGCUGGUGUCCUCCACUGAAAUUGUUUGUAACGAUAGUCUUUUACAGGUUUUCAUUUAAAGAUGUUUGUGUGCUUUUAAUUGACAACUAACUUCUUGCUGCUGUAUAGUAAAAUAUUAAUAUAUUUUUUAUCAUUAAACUGCUGCAUGACUAUCAUCUUUGAGUGAAGAGAAAAUGUUAUAAAAAAAAAAGAUGCCUUAAAUACAGUACAUUUUGGUUUGGAAUUCUGUAGAAAGUAUUUUGGUAAAAAAAGAAAAAAGAAAAAAAGAGGAUCUUGGAUCUUGUCUGAUAGAGAGAGUUCUGGACAUGCAAUUGUUUCUUGGCAAAUCCAGCCAUCUAGAUCUACCUGCUGUAUGUAGAAGAAGCCACCUGUAGGACUGGGAAGGUGUCAGCACCUCUCCCAUUGGAAAGCAUGGGCCUAGGAAGGCAGAACAGUUGUCUGUUUUGAAGGAUUUUUUUUUCCUGCUGGCUCUUUAGGUUUUGAUUUGAUAUUUUUAAGCUUUCUGGUUGAGUGUGUUGUCUUUGUUUUUGAAUCUACUGUAUGUGUUGAAUAGCAAGCUAUUUUCAUUGUACUGUGCAUUUUCCCAUUGUUUGCUUUUCAUAUUCAUACAAUGUUAAAUAUGAGGUGACCGUAAAAUAGUUAGGAGUUUCUUUACUUACAAAAUCACUGGAAAUUAUUAAAUUGCUUUCCCCUCCCCCCAAGGUGCAUUUUUUAUUAUUUUCAUAUAGUAAAGUUGAGCUUUUACAGUGCAUAAUGUGACAUUUGGAAUGCUUAUCAACUGCAUGUAAACAUUAAUAACCUGCACUUUUUGUCUUAAGGUUUGUUGAGCUGUUUUGUUCACUGUACUUUAACUGUGAUAUGGAAAAGAUUGCAUUCUCUAUGCUGUUUCUAAUUAGGAAAGAGAAUUGCUUUGAUUUUGUCUCUUGUUUACUAUAGCUUCUUAAAGUUAAGCCUUGUGCUACAAGUUGUUGGAGUACUCCUAGAUCAGUGUUUCGUAGUAGCCAGCAGUCAGUAGUGCAAGUCAACAAAAACACAGCAAACUUAGGCAAAGUGUCCUUUCUUUGAGAUGCAAGUUCUUUCGUAAGGUUUCUUUAGGUUCAGCUACCUAAAGUGAAACCUUUCUUACCUGUAGACUUCAGAUUCUGCUUGGAAUCCUACCAGAUCAAGAAGCACAUGUAUUGUGCAGUUGUCUUUACACUAUUAACAGUUAAACACAAUCUUACUAGGACUUUGAAUCCAUUGUCUGAUUUAUGGUCAGUGGGUUUAAAAAGAAAUCCACAUGCAGAUCUUUUAAGACUUAAAAAGUGGUCAUAGAGAAGACUGAGUGACUGUAAAGAUGCUCUUUUUGUUUAAAGCAUCUCACUUCCUCUCCCAUUGACCUCCUAACCUUCCCUUCCCCUUCUCCUGUUUCAUCCUCCCCCUACAUUUCCCUCCCAGGUGCUCGGUACUUCACCAAGGUUCUAUAUUUCAGUGUAUUAUGUUAGAGUCUCUUCUUGUUUUUAUUUCACUUGUGGGUAGCCCCGGUUUAUGAUGAAAAAAGGGGGGGGGGUAUAUUUGACCAUAUGUGUUACUCAUUGAAGACAGUAUGAUCAAAUGUGCCAAAAACAAGCAAACAGAACUUAAUUCGUGACAAGUAUGCCUUAUUUUUAUUGAUCUGCUUUGUCUUACAAUUAAGGUCCAAGAGCUUAGUUAAACUAUGUUAUUUGCCUAAGUAAAAAAGAAAACUUGAAAUGCAUUGAAAUAUUGAUGUUUUUUUAAAAUGAGAGACAUUGUCAAGUAAUUUGAUUCAGAGAUCAGCCACCAGAUUUGAAGAGUUGAGUGAGUGAGUGAGUGAGUGAGUGAGUGAGUGAGCGAGCGUGUGUAUGUGUGUGUAUUGGUUGUGGUGGUGGUAGUGGUGAUGGUAUUUGUGGCUUUUCCCCCUUUUAAAUUACCAAAUCUUAUUUUAAAGCUACCUUUUAUUUGUGCCUCCUAUUUAUCAUGCUGAUGUUAGAAGCAGCAGUCAUCCAGCCACAGAGGGAACUAAAAUUAACUAACCAGAACUGUAGAAAUCAUACAUGCCUUUGAAAACAAAGGAAGUUCAUAGGAAAGCCAUGUUGGCUUUUCCUCUACUAGACACAUAUUGGAGGUAGAUGAAUAUGUGCCAAAUGAGGGGAAAAAAGACAUAGUAGUCAGGAAAGACAAACUUUUUCCAGCUUCUCAAAAGCCAUGGAAAGUAGAAACCAAAACCAAUGGGAAAUUUAAAAGACCUUGAAAGUCUCACUUUCUAGUCCCAUGCAGGGGUUAAAAUUUGACUCAAAAUGAAAAGUCUAUCAAUUUUUGGUUUUAGGCCUUCACAUCUAGAGAUGGUUAACUAUUCCAGUUUUUGUUUUGUUUUAGGUAAUGGAGAAAGCUGCUAGUGAUUUUAACCCCUGCUGAAAGGAGACAUAAUUUCAUUUGGGAGCAAAUACUUAUUGCCUUGAGAAAUAGCACUAUAAUAGUUUAUGUUAAUUAAUCAUAGAAUAACCUUUAUCCCUUUCAAGCUAUGCAAAUUAUUAAAUAGGUAUAAAUUAGAAUUGAAUUAAAGAGAGUUAUAUUGCAAUUAGAUGGCAUUCACAAACUUAACUGGAGCAUAUACAAAUACUAUUAGUUUAAGAGUUUUUUUUAAUGUUGACAUAAAAAAAUAUAAUUUAGCUACCUGUUCUAAAAUGCUGAAUACUAUUAACAUUGUAUGAUAGAUCUGGGAAGACUGCCUCCCUUUUUUGAAGAGAGAGAUUAAGAAUUUUUAUAAUUGCUUUUCAUCAAAUUUUAAUAUUUUUGUCAAGUUUUUAGGUAUUUAAUUUGUAAAACAGUUUGCUUUGUACUGGCAUACAGAUAUUAGGGUAUAUUGAUUUUAAAUUUUUUGAAGCCAAGUGAUCAAGUACAUUUGUAAUAAAAGUCAAUGGAUCUCUUAUCAGUUGUACUCACUGUUUUCAUUUCUUGUUCUUAUCAAUGUAGGAAUUUGUACCUUUUCUGCAGGAAAUGGAGCUAAAUUUGGGUGGAAGGGAGGGAAGAAUCUGGGUGGAUUUGGUGGCCCAAGCACUUCAAAGCAUCCUUAUGUGGAUUAAGAUUUAGAGUGUUGGAAAAGAUGAAAUGUCAUCUUUUUUAUUCCUGUUUUUUUUUUUUUUUUAAUGGAACUUGAUGUUUGGAGAAAUUGUCUCAGUUUUGUUUCUGCACUUUUAACAUUUUUGUGUCUUGGCAAUGUUGAAACUUUUUAAACUAACAACGGUUUUCUCUGUUAACAUUUUGGGUUAAUCUGACAGCCAUGGUGACCCUACCAUAAGCAUAGAAUUAUUAUUAUCUUUACGUGGUUUACCCACUCUUCUCCAGGAUUUCCAUUAGUUUUUUGUUUGUUUGUUUGUUUUUUAUGUUAUAUACCAUACACAUUUUGAGAUGAUUUUGGAAUGGGGCUUGGCUUCUCGAAACUACUUGGGUAGCUUUCAUAGCUCCACCGGUUUUUAAACACAUAAGUGUACUUCUAAUAUUUUCUUAUCCAUAAAAACUGAGAUAGAAAAUGUUUUUUCUCCUUUUUGUCCUUUCUUGGAUACCAGGAAGAAAUUUUGUUUAUUCUGUGAAAGAAAGCUAAGACAAGGAGCUCUUCAGCACUUUAGAUUCAAAACAGUGGGUGCGAACUGAGUAUAACAUUCAUGGUUGUUACCUCUGAAUUUGGAUAUCAGUAAUUUAAGAGAGAGCUCAUGUUUUGUCAUGAGAAUAGAAUAAGGGAGAGAUCUUACUAAUUGCCUAAACAAAUUUACUAUUUUUUGUAAGUUUAUUUUAAACUUUAUCAAAAAUUUUAAACAUUAAACAUAAUAAAACAUUGUUUUCUUCAUUGUAAGUCAAAAUUAGGACAUUGAUAGUAACAUACUCUAUAAAACUAAAGUGAUCACUACUUAAAGUGACACUUAAUCCAGCAGCAAUUAUUACUGUAGUGCUACAGAGUUUGCUGAUUUAAAGAUUUAUGAAGCUAUUUGAUCCUAAAAUCAAACCUAAAUUUAAGGCCUAGGCCAUCUGACUGGCUCCUUUUUUAGCAGAAAUGUCAUUAUUAUGGGCCAUGUAAUGAUCUAAACUAGCAUUAGCAUAGUCCAAAUUAGCAUUAGAAUUUCAAGAUUAAAGAGCAAGAAGAUGAAAACUGAGCUGCAGCUGGUUCUACGCAGCUUGCCAUCCUCCAUCUACACACUGACUACCAAUUUUGAUGUUAAAGGGUCUAGGCAACUUGUAUCUUCAGAAAAGUUGGAUAUGAAAAAUAGUCUCUUGCUGAUGUUUUUCUUGUAAGGAAUUUUUGCUUUCAUGUUACGUUUUAUGUCUCCUUCCUUCUGUUACAUUUGCUCUCCGCUCCCUCCUCUUUUAUUCUUCCUUUUCUUCUGUUGUCUAGCUUUUAUGGUAAACUGCCUUGUUGAUAGAUGUAGAAAUGUGGUGGUGAUCUUUUGUGUAAAACAAAGCUACUUUUUACAGACCAGAAAUAUUUUAUUGUUCUUGGAAUCAUAAUAUUUUUGUGCUUCCAUGAGUAGCUGCUUUGUUUUUAUUAUUAAUUUGCAUAGUUAUUAAUUUUUAGCAUUUCAUGGAAGUGGUAUUAAACUAAUGAAUUUUAAUUUUCUUGGUUUUUGGAUCUACUGUAGUAAUUCAGAAGGCCUAUAAAGUGAAAAGUCACACUUGUGUUUUGGAAUUGUGGAAAUAUUCUUGCUGGUAUAUAUUUUGGUCUGAGAUGUAUUAAUACAAAAGACUUCUAGUAGGAUUUAAGUGGUAAUUAAAAGUUACAGGACAAGUGACACUUGAGUAGUUCAAACAGUAAUAAUAAUCAGGUAAUAAUUUACACUGGCUGACAUUAAGUCAAACUUCUGAAAUGGACUGACAGUAUGCAGUACAGUUAGUUGUUGGUAGCUCUUGACCUCCAUGGCAAGCAGGUCUGGCAACGUGACUCCUUCAUUCUCCUUUAUGGUCCUGCUCAUGGCAUCUAAGCGGUCCUCCUUCAGAAAGUGAACUAAUGACUUUGAACAUAGCUAACUGAUGAUCUAGAAAGAUUUCUAUAUUUUGAUGUAAUUUGGCCUCCCCUCUCCCCUCUUUUCCCCAUAGUCUUAACUUGGCAAUUUGAAGAGCAUCUAAAUGAAUACUUGUUAGGACAUCUGGGAAAUGAAGAGUGUAAGAAGCAUGUGUUUAAGUUACUGAGAACUGAGACUUACUGGUUUGGAAAUUGGAGAGCCGAAAGAAUAAAGCUGUUUGUUUGUGAAUUGGGGUGUGAGAGAUACAGAAGAGAAUGACUGAAAGUAAAGUAGGAGGAAUUUUUAUUGGCAGUAGAAAAAAGUGUUAAGAUGAGAGGUGUUGACUAAGAGCAAGGAGGUUGAACUUCACUAAGGAAGUGUCAGUGGGUUCCAUGUUAGCAAAGAGAUAACUUGAUUUGUAGCUAGUAAUGGUGAUGAUGAUGGAUUAUACAAAUCAGUUUUGGUGUGUAUAUAUGAUGGUUUGAGGGUUUAAGUGUCUGCUCCUCUGAACAAAUUUAAGUAGCACAAUUGUGAAAUGGCAGCUUUUCUGGUCAGGACAUAUUGGUGUUAGGAACUUACUUUUUUGGGAAAAAAAGAUAAUUUUCUUUUUUCAUUUACCCUUUUUAAACUAUGAGUGACUUUUAUCAUACACUAUUUUCUUGGGCUCUUGUCACAAUAUAGUUUAUAUUUCAGAAUGAUCUAUAUAAUCCACAAAGAUCUACACUGAAAGAUCCUUCCUUUGUAGACACCUUUGAUCAACAUGUUUUUUAGAAGACAGUAAACUAAAUAUAAUCACUGACUUGCUGCUUUAAAUAUCUUCUCUGUUUCUUUUGCAUUCGUAGUCAUCUAACAUUGUGGAUCUUAAGAAGCCCUUGAUAAUAUAUUUCCAGAAUUAGACAACAUAUUUGUUAGUGUAGACAGAAGUUAAUUAUAAUUUAAUAUAUCUCCCAAAUUCUUGUGUUCUUUGUAAGAUGAAUUGACAGUGAUUAGUAAUCUGUUCUAUAAUCCCAAGAGUAUUUUAAAUUAUUUAAGGUACAUAUUUGUUUUCAAAGUUAUAUAACUGAAGUUUACAUUGACUUUAAAUUUACAAUGGGUUUAUUCCCAGUAAUUUUGACAUACUACUUUCAAGUUUCAUUUUAAUCAGAUACUUAUACAUUCCUGUUGUUUUAAAAUAGCCAGAAGGAAGUCUUGGCCUAUACUUGGAAGGUGUUUUUCCUUUUGUCAUGUGUCAAGUUCAUUAACAUUAGUAGGAUUAUUUUUCACAUAUCUUAUUUUACAGAGUUGGGACUUAGCAUAAUUUUCACAUUUUAUUGUGUGUCCGAUUUUAAAUUAUUGUUAACAUACUAUAGUUUAAGUCUGUGCAGAGCCUUCUUAAAGCGCUCCUCCCUUAGAAUUGUUUAAAAGAAGUGAAGAACAGUGCUUUAAAUGACUGAGAUGAGUCUGAAAGGUUUCUUUGAGUCUAGGCAAUGGAGAUAAACGAUAGCCCAUUUCUAUGCUGCAUACAGUUGUUAGGGUUUGAUAAUAAUGUAGAAAAGUGCAAAAGCAGAAAAGACUGUGUAAGUGGCCUAUAAACUUAUAGUUUUCAUUAUUGCACUAUUUAUCUUUGCACUUGAGUUUUUGGAAAUUAAAGACUAGUCACUUUCACUUUUGUUUCUAGUCUUUUCUAAUUUCUUGCAAAAUUGUUUUCAAUAUCCCACCCAAAGUUAAACUCAUAUGCAAUUAUAUACGCUUUAUAAGGCCAAGAAAAUAUUUACUAAUGUUAUCUAUAUAACAGUAAAAUUUGUUUUGAUAAAUUUUUUAAUAUAGAUCUUUAUUUGCCCAUAAAAUUCUUUAUAAAUAUGAGCUUUAUUAAACUGUUUAAGUAAAGUAAAAGCUUAGGAUAGGAAAUAUGUCUUAUGUAUAUAAAAUUGUGUCUUUGAGAUCCAACUUCCAGCCUAGUAUGGCCUGGCUUUGGGGUGUUAGUAUUUUUCCAUUUAGCAAAUGGUAUCUUAAGUCUUACUGGGCAAGUGCUUAAGAAACUGGAAGUAAAUGGGUGGCAGCUCCCUCUUCUGUGUAGCUUUCUAUGAGGUUCACAUGACUUCUCUGUGGUUUAUGUCACAUACUGGUAUUUUGUGAAAUGAAUGUUUCUUUUGAAAAAUUAAGAUUGAUGCUUUUUGAGGGAUGGUAAUAGCAAAGGCUACAGGACUUUGGUUUAGCCAUUGGCAGUUUUAUAGCUUCCUUGAUAUGCUCCACUCAGAGAGCAAAGAGUGUACUUGUGAAUAUGUGAUGCUGUAUUCAGAACUGCAAAACGAAAAGAAAAGGAAAGGAAACAAAUUGAGUUUUUUAGUUUUCUCAAUGGAACAGAAAGAUGUAUUUUUGGCUAGAAUUGUUUUUAUAAGUUACUUAAUGAUCUUAUUGUCUGUUCUUUUCCUGUAGGUUUUUUUUUUUUUUAAACACACCUCAUACUUAAAACCAGCAAGUAAGAGGCCUCUUUUCAGAUUAUUUUGGAAGGUCUGAAUGUGUUCUGGAUGGGGGUGUUGUGACGUGUUCUUCCCAUCAUGUUCUGCUGGUCACUGUGGCUCAUAGUAUUUGCAAAUUCUGUUGAAAAUUCAUGGUGUAUUUGAAAUGAGAAUAUCUUUUACAACAUGGUAUAUGGAUGUGUGUGGCUAGAUUCCAUAAUGUGGCAUAGUUGUGGAGCCGUAGCCUUGAUUUAAUUUAAAUAGAAAGUUUAACCAUAGUCAAGAUUUUAGGUUUACUUACAGGAGUUGUGCCAGGUACUUGUCUAAAUGUGGACCAUUUUUGGAAAUGAAAGUUAAUGAAUGUGGAUUUGACUCUAGAUAAUUCUAUACUCAAAACUACAAGUUAAAGGCUUACAUCAUUAGAGUUACCUACAUUUGAUGGCCUGAGCUCUAUAAAUGUGGACGACAUUCAGCAUUACAUCUGUGAACUUCCUUAGAAAAGGAAGGUUCAGUCUUUAUACCUUUUCUUGGAGGCUAAAUUUACCACAUAUGGAAGUAAGAAAACUGUAGGUAGUGGCUUUAUUUUUUUAAUGGAGUUUAACCAGCUUAAUUAAUUCCUUUUCCUACUUUGAAUCACUUAUUUCCCAUAUAUAAAUAAAGGGAAAGAUCAGCAACCCCUGCCCCCAGGUGAUUUUUGUUGUCUGCCUCCAUUUCCCAAUCCUACUACACAAUGAAUUACGGGUAUCCCUCUUAAGUCCCUGUAGCACUUUGGGGGCGGGGGGUGGGGGUGGGUCACAAAUACCUUUGAAAAUCUGAUGAAAGUGAUGGACCCUCUCCCCAGGAGAAAAAAAAAUGCACAUAAUACAGAUAAUUUUGCUACAACCUCAGGGUCAUCACUUACCUUCUGAAGCCCAAGAAAAAUUUUUGCUCUGAGCAAACUAUAGAAAACUUUAGUACAAAUAAUUGAUAAAAUUAAGAGAUAUUGGCUUAAAACAUUUCAGAUUCGAAAUUAUUAUCACAUGGUGGCCCCUACUAGUGAAAUGUGACAUUGCAGCUAGCUUUGUUAGACUUUAUAACAUCCAGAUAGGCGGGAAAGAGAGGUAAAGUUCUGAGAGCUAUUUAUAAGGAGUCAGGUCAUCUCCAGAUGUGGGAGCCAGUCCUGGUUCAAGGUAGGGGUCUCGGUGCCUGACAAGCUUAGCAGGGUAGAGUUUGAUAAACCAUGCUCAGGAUGCCGGGGUAGCCAUUGUCUUAACCCCUUUCUCACCAAAAGAGUUUAGUUUUGUCUGUUGGGAAAAAAAGAUGGCACUAGGGAAAAAUAAGUUGCCUUACAACUUUGCUGGAACACAUCAGUUUGGUGAAGUGUGGGACACUAGUAUUAUUUUUGAGAAGGUGCAUAAAACCAAAGUAAAUUAUUCUCUAUGUAGAACAUUAUUUACUAGUAACAUUUGUUUGGGUGUAUUAGCUUUGAUGAUUUUUACCAGUAAAUACUGACUUUAUUUAAAACUGGGAAUCCAGUUUACAUAUAGGAUAGUUGAUAUAUCCAUCUUUUCCCCAUGUAAAGAAUUGUCUAAAAGAUUUAUGCAUACUUUUUACUUUUCUCUCUUGAUACCAUGGGGUGGGGGUGGGAAGGACUUUGACUCAACAACUGACAAAUGUCUUCAAAUUUUAAAAAUCAAGAAGCAGCACUUUAAGUCUAAUUCCACGCCAUUUUAGUGCAUGUUUUAGUUUAAUAAUGAUUUUUUGGUGCAUGCCUUUGGGCUUAUUCAAAAGUGUACAAUAGAAAAGUGUAUUUCCUUUCAUAGAAAGGAGAUGUUUUUCUACUUUGCAACAUGUGAUUACAAAAAUCUUCCUCUGUGGGAAGAUUAACCAUGUAUUGAACUACUGAAAAGUAUAUAUUUUUAGAUAUACAGAAGGAAUCUACACGGGGCAGCAUUCAGACCUAUAUAGAAGUCAUAAAAUUCUGUAUAGGACCAAAAGGAAGUAACAUAAAACACUUAAACAGACUAUGUUGGGUAGAAAUACCUUUUGAUCUUGCAUUGACUUCCAAAAUGAAAAUGCCACAGAAGUUUGCUGAAACUUUUGUUUGAAUUUUCUCUGUCAGUGUAUUUAGCCCAAAUGCAACGACUUUGGGUUAGCACAAUGUAAGAAUCAAAACACAAAACUAAAUAGUUCAGUCUGGUUUGCCAAUCCAGCCUGACUGAAAUAAGAAACCAAUCACUUGCAAACUGAAAAACUGUCCAACUCCUCUAAGGUUUUGACAAAACAACCUUGGCUGAUGUGGGAACAUUCCCACUUUGAUUUCUGACCUGACAGCGAAGAUUCAUGCUUGACAUGAUUUCAAACCUGACAGUGUCUGUUUAAGGAGCCAUGGCACAGUUUGCUAAUUCAAUCCCAGAUACCUGUUGAUUACCUGUAAGAUCUAGAGUUCAAAGCAGCCAGCAGCCGUAUCCCUGAGUGCUCUGUGCCCGUCAGUUAAUGGGAAGUAAGCAGAGUUGGGACAGGCCAACAGCUCUGAGGACUGACCUCAGAGCAGAGCCCCAGAUUCAAGAAUUGUGUCUGCUUUCUUGGGAGUCACUGAACUAAUGUCCCACCCUGCGUUACUUACUGUAGAUGCUCUCCAAAAGGAGGCCCAGAGCACACAUCUGAAUAGCUUGUGGUACUCAGAGAGGGGGUGCUAACUCUGAUGCCCUGGCCAAAUUCCAGUUUAGGAAUGUGGGUCUUCUUGUCCUUCUAAUUGGAAAUGUGCAUCACUUUCCAUUUUUCCUGUUGCUCUCAGUACAAACUACACAAGUCUGUUCCUUUGUCCCAAUCCCAAGUCUCCAAGAUACUGGUGUUCCAUGGGCCAGGUUCAUGCCUUAUCUUGAUACACAAGAGUUGAGGAAUGAGAGCUUGGCACUUGGAGGGUGGACUCUUGGUGGACUCUUGUGAUGCUUGGGGAUGGAACCUGCCCUCUUUCAGCAUAUGUUAGGGAGCGUGCACUGGCUGGAAGCUUCCAACCAGAAGGUGUGAGCUGAAACCAAUUUCCCCUCUUUUCUUAUAGCAUGAUGAGAAAGUCUUUUGGGUUUUCAGCAAUUGGGGAAGGCCGGAGUUCUGCAGCUUUAAUCUGGGUAACUAAGGCUGGUUUAAUCUGGGUAACUAAGGCUGAUUUGAGCAAGACUUUGGUAAACUAACUGGGUUCUCAGAUGCCACAGACUCCGUGAGAAGUUACCAUUAUUUUUAGUGGCCAUGAUGGAGUCCCCCGUAGCCAUUACUUUAAGAUUACAUGCAGAGUUGCUUUAUUUUGAGCUUUUUGUGUACACACAAUCCCAAACUGGAAAAACUUAAAAAGGAAUCCUGCUGUGAAAGGUAUAUAUUACUCUAGAUUUUUCUUACUGUAAAUAUUGUAAGAUUGUAAUACUGUCAAUAUUUUAUUAACCAACAAAUGUUAAUCUAUGUGAAAUCAGACUUAUUUUAAAUGUGCUUCUUAUUUACUGUGUGUGGUCCCUGUUGCUGACAGUAUUAAGUUAUAUUCUGAUGUAAGAUUAACUUUAUUAAAGAAUGUAAACAUUAAUGUUUCCUUAUGGGAAAACAAAUAAAGUAUAAAGAAGACAAUUCUUUUCAUUGAAAUAUACUGUGUAUUUACACUUGCUAGACCCAGCACCACUUAUAAACUUAGUACACUGUCCAGUUUCAGUUAACACAGCUGACACGGUUGUGCUCCACUUGAAAGUCUAAGCCUUGGUGUUGUUGGAAUAUAAACAGUUUGUAUUUGUCUGCUGUGAAUCAUCUUGAAAUUUCUAAUCAAGUUUGUAAAAUUUUUAUAGUAAAACAUUUUAAUGACAAUUUAAAAAUUAUCUUCUCUAAAGAAUGGUCAAAACAAUGUCCUUUCAGAAAUAGAGUUGUUCUUUAUUAUCUUUCCAAAAUGACUUUGGUUAAAUGGACCAGGUGUAUAUUAGUUAAAAUCUAGGGCUAAGUUCUUGAUAUUCUUUGAGUUUACAAGUUAAUCCUUAUUGGAGUUGUGCCAAUAUACAAUAGAAUAUCUUUAAUUUGCACUGUUUGGGGACCCCAUUUAAGAAUGCUGAAUUUUGCCAACUAAAAAGUAAGCAAAUGCAAUUUAAAAAGUAAAUUUGAGCAUUCUGUGUUAAAUAUGUGCAGUUAUUAUCAUAUGAAGAAGCGCAGUGUGUUGGGCUGUAAUAUAACCAUAUUUGCUGUCAUGUUCUCCCAUCUCAGUGCUGGGAACUCACCAUGUGGAAACCAAGCAACCGUGUUGUGCAUCAGCCGGCUUGAGUUUGUUCAAUAUCAAAGCUGAAGCUAGCGAGGUCUGCUGUACUGCUUAUUGAAGUAUUGUGAUUCUUUUAGGCAUUGGUUCUUACAAAAUAUAUACUGUAACAGUAUACUUUGUACAGAUUUAAAUUUUAUUUGAAAAAUGAAAUAAAGUAGGCAAAAAAUAAAGAUGUUUAUUUUUCAUGUGACUACAUAAACAGAU
Molecule: messenger RNA, 12428 nt
Organism: Apodemus sylvaticus (European woodmouse)
Lineage: Eukaryota; Metazoa; Chordata; Mammalia; Rodentia; Muridae
Gene: Igip
Product: IgA inducing protein
Exons: 1
Coding region: 12090-12251 (53 amino acids)
Source: RefSeq, a predicted model, not a curated record